Messenger RNA from Brenthis ino (lesser marbled fritillary), 888 nucleotides. The record is from the annotation of a GenBank genome assembly. Lineage: Eukaryota; Metazoa; Arthropoda; Insecta; Lepidoptera; Nymphalidae.
AUGGCAGGUCGCAGUGGGUUUGACGAUGGUAAUCUGAGGGACUAUGGAGGCGGCAGGAGAACGACGGGAGGCCGUCCGCUUCCGUCAGAGCCUCCGUACAAAGCUUACGUCGGAAACUUACCCUCUGGUAUCAUCCAAGGCGAUAUUAACAGAAUCUUUCCAAAUUUGUCUAUCAAAAAUGUUAGGCUGGUUAUGGAUAAGGAAACAGACAAAUUCAAAGGAUUUUGCUAUGUAGAGUUUGAAUACCUAGAUGACCUCAUCAAGGCAAUAGAACUCAAUGGAGCUCUUAAUGUAGAUGGUAACAUUAUCAAAAUUGAUGUUGCUGAAGAAAAACGAAAUGACAGAGGGGGUGGCUUCGACCGCGGCCGGCGGGACGGCGGACGCGAAGGGCGCGAGGGCCGUGGCGGGUUCAGGCGGGAAGGGCGCGGUACGUACGACCACUUCGACGCGCAAGAGCGCCGCGCUCCCCGGCACCAGGGUGGCGGGUUCACACAUGACACCCCAGAGCGCGAGCGGGCCGGCGUCAGCGGGGAGCGCUGGGCGGAGCGGGGCGGCGAGCGCGGCGGGGAGAGGUGGGCGGAGCGCGGGGAGAGGGCGCGCGGGCCCUCGGAGGAGUCCCGCGGGGGAGGCGGAGGCGAGUGGAGCCGCAUGGGCCGCGGGGGCGCAGCGCCGCCCGGCCCGCCUCGCCAGGCGCCGAGGAGGAACUUUGAUGAUAUGCCACCUUCGCGACCAGACAACAUUCCAGACACGUCGGGGCGUCCGCGCCUAGUGCUGGAGCCGCGCACGGUGAAGGAGCCGGUAAACUCGCUGGCCGCCACCAGCCAGGCCUCGUCGAUAUUCGGCGGAGCUCGGCCCCGGGAGGAGCGGCUCAAGGAGCUCGCAGGAGAG